AACAUACAAAAACUAUAAUGAAUUUUCCAAAUUUAAACUUUAUUUCAAAAUAAUUUUUUAUUACGGCAAUUUAAAUACGGUGCGUGCGCAUUCUACGUUUAUCAUAUGUCAAUCUGUCAAAGCAACAUUUAUUAAUCCUAACAUUUAAGAUUUUUACUAAUUCCUAAUAAAUUUAUGAUUUGCUACACUGCUUAUCAGAGUGAAUAUUAAAAAUGACAGCAGAAUUAAGAAAAUUUCUUUAUGGCCUUCUAAACAGUGUAGAAGGACUGCAUAGUAUAUUGAUAACAGAUAGGGAUGGAGUACCUGUUGUAUCUGUAGCUGAUGAUACAACACCUGAAUUAGCUAUGAGAGCAAGUUUCUUAUCAACAUUUGGGAUGGCAACAGAUCAAGGAAGCAAAUUAGGAUUAGGAAAAAAUAAAACAAUUAUAUGCAUGUAUAGUAGUUAUCAGGUAGUUCAAAUGAACAAAUUACCUUUAGUAAUUAGUUUUAUUGCUAGUCAUAACUGUAAUACAGGUCAUAUCUUAUCUUUGGAAAGUAAAAUAGAUCCAAUCUUAAGUAAUUUAAAAAAUGCAGUAGUAGAAGCCUGAUGGUUACCUGUUGUGCAUUAUGGGUGAUAAAUACCAACAGUUUGCAAUUGAAUUUGGGAAAUACUUGAAAAGCUAUUCUAAGAUGAUUUAAAUAAAUAAUGGAGCCAUUAGUGUAUUUUUUCAUUUAGAAAAAAGAAUUAUAUUCUUUCAUAAUUAUGUUUUCUUUUGUUAACAUUUU
This is a messenger RNA of Frieseomelitta varia, 765 nucleotides long. RefSeq names its product ragulator complex protein LAMTOR3-A (gene Lamtor3). Gene Ontology annotation, biological process: cellular response to amino acid stimulus; positive regulation of TOR signaling. Lineage: Eukaryota; Metazoa; Arthropoda; Insecta; Hymenoptera; Apidae. The transcript is spliced from 3 exons. Gene Ontology annotation, cellular component: Ragulator complex. Bases 213 to 587 code for a protein of 124 amino acids. The record is from RefSeq and is a predicted model, not a curated record.